Messenger RNA from Hibiscus syriacus, 1036 nucleotides. RefSeq lists its product as uncharacterized. Lineage: Eukaryota; Viridiplantae; Streptophyta; Magnoliopsida; Malvales; Malvaceae. The record is from RefSeq and is a predicted model, not a curated record. The transcript is spliced from 2 exons. Bases 150 to 845 code for a protein of 231 amino acids.
CCCAAAUCUUCUUUUGCUCCACAUUCAAUCUCAAGUCUCAAUUUGGGAUUGAAAAUUUCCAUUCCUUGGGCGUUGUCUGAAGGAAUUUACUCAUUUGGAUACUAAGAAACACCUGAUAUUGAGGAAAGUUUUUUGCUUUUUGAGGUUUUAUGAGCUCAAUCUCAGUCUGCAACUCCGUUGACCAGGCUUCCUCAGCUACAAUCAUGGCGAAUUCAUUGGAUUCAGAUGAUCUGAUGAACCCCAAAUCAUCAUCAAGAAACAAUUUUCCCAAGAAACAAAAGGUACCCAAUUCAUCAAGUUGUUUAGAAAUUCCAUUUUGUGAAGGAUCAAGAUCUGCUGCCAUUGAUGUAUUCAUCUUAAUUGCUGUGAUUGCAGCUUGUGGAUUCUUGUUGUUCCCAACUUUAAAGUGUAUAUCUUUGAAAAUGAUUGAAUUCAUUGAACCUGUCUUUUAUAUGUUUAAAGAGGAAAUUAUGAGAACUCCAAUGAUAUAUGCAUCCAUAGGAUUAGGCUUUUGUUGUGCUGCAAUAGCUACUUGGAUUUUGCUUCUGUGUACAACUAGGAAAUGCAGGAACCCUGAUUGUAAAGGUCUUUGGAAGGCAGCCGAAUUCGAUAUCCAAUUAGAAACUGAGGAGUGUAUUAAGAACUCCAACACUUUGGUUAAAGAUGGUGCUAAAAGAGGACUUUUCGAGUUGUCUCCGGAUCAUCACAGGGAAUUGGAAGCCGAGUUAAAGAAGAUGGCACCAAUUAACGGAAGAGCAGUUCUUGUUUUUCAAGCUCGGUGUGGAUGUCCUGUUGGCAGAUUGGAGGUUCCGGGGCCAAAGAAGCAAAGAAAGAACAAGAAGUAGGAUUUUGGGAUAUGAUAGAUAAAUUAAAGCAAUAGAGAAAGUAAUCAUAAUGCAGAGAGGAGUGCCUUCUCUGGUUAGUUUAUUCAAAAACUAUGUUGUCUUUAAAUAAGCUCUAAUGGCAAUAAGUUGUAAGGAUUAUAUACAGUUGAUUAUAGCGGAGAAUAUAAGAAUAUUUUCUUUCAUUUGUUUAA